AUGCGAUCUGCAAGCAUAUGCGAUCUGCAAGCAUAUGCGAUCUGCAAGCAUAUGCCAGAUGCGAUCUGCAAGCAUAUGCCACAUUCGAUGUGCAAGCAUAUGCGAUAUGCAAGCCUAUGCGAUCUGCAAGCAUAUGCAAUCUGCGAGCAUAUGCCAGAUGCGAUCUGCAAGCAUAUGCCACAUUCGAUGUGCAAGCAUAUGCGAUAUGCAUUUUUCAUAUGCGAUCUGCAAGCAUAUGCGAUCUGCAAGCAUAUGCCAGAUGCGAUCUGCAAGCAUAUGCCACAUUCGAUGUGCAAGCAUAUGCGAUAUGCAAGCCUAUGCGAUCUGCAAGCAUAUGCAAUCUGCGAGCAUAUGCCAGAUGCGAUCUGCAAGCAUAUGCCACAUUCGAUCAUAUGCGAUCUGCAAGCAUAUGCAACCUGCAAGCAUAUGCCAUAUGCAAUCUGCAAGCAUAUGCCAUAUGCGAUCUGCAAGCAUAUGCCAUAUGCGAUCUGCAAGCAUAUGCUAUGCUGUGCUAUGCUAUGCUAUGCUAUGCUAUGC
Volvox carteri f. nagariensis is the source of this 537-nucleotide messenger RNA. RefSeq lists its product as uncharacterized. The transcript is spliced from 3 exons. The annotation marks the transcript as partial. The record is from RefSeq and is a predicted model, not a curated record. Lineage: Eukaryota; Viridiplantae; Chlorophyta; Chlorophyceae; Chlamydomonadales; Volvocaceae.